This is a messenger RNA of Macrosiphum euphorbiae (potato aphid), 495 nucleotides long. Lineage: Eukaryota; Metazoa; Arthropoda; Insecta; Hemiptera; Aphididae. The record is from the annotation of a GenBank genome assembly.
AUGUCGGAAGGAGACGUGGAUUCGAGCUGCAGUUGUGACGAUUCAUCGAGUCGAGUUGAGUUCGAGUCGAGUAUGGUCAGCAAAACUCGAGUCGAGUCCGAGUCGACUAUGUUCAGCAAAACUAAGCCUUCGCCGUUGUCGUGCACAUUGCAAAAGUCGUCUAGUCCUGUGAUGCACAAUUUCCUCAACUACGAUCCGCCAAGCCACACUUCAGAUGACACGUACUAUUCGUCCUUCACAUAUUUUGUUAGUCGUUCUGCUGGGCUCGGGUUCUUGUGCCUACCAUACGCGUUUAAGCAGGUGGGCGUGAUCACCGGCUUGGCGUUGUGCUUUAUCGCCGGAUUGAUGUUUACUCACUCCUUCACUACUUUGUGCCGUUUUAGAUAUAAACUAUGUCUAAUACACAGAGUGCCGACAGUGCCGUAUCAGAACUUGAUCGAGUACGGUUUGGCAUGCGGUCCGAUCUGCAGACGGUUUUCAACGUUUUUAAGGUAA